AUUUUCCAACUGUCCCAUUAACUGAUUUUAAUCCUGAUGAAGUUUCCUCAAUUUCCAAUGCUGUGAAUGGUGCUGCUGUGCAUGAUAUAAAGAUAACAACUUCUUCAGAGGAGCUCUUUCUUGUACUCCCAUCAAGAGAAAGUGUUGUUGAACUACAGCCAGAGUUUGAUGCUAUAAAGAAAUGUCCUGGAAGGGGGAUAAUUAUUUCAGCGGCUGCUCCCUCAGGGUCUGGGUUUGAUUUUUAUAGCCGAUUCUUUUGCCCAAAACUUGGGGUCAAUGAGGAUCAUGUUUGUGGGAGUGCACAUUGUGCCUUAGCACCGUAUUGGAGCAAAAAAUUGGGGAAGUGUGAUUUUGUUGCAAACGCGGCCUCACCCAGAGGUGGAGUUGUAAAUAUUCAUUUAGACGAACAAAACCAAAGAGUGCUACUGCGAGGAGAAGCUGUUACUGUCAUGCAGGGGUCUCUUCUAGUUUAGAGAUUUGGAGUUGAAACUUGAAAUCCAUAUGGAAUGUAUUAUACCUCCAUAAUAAAAUGAUAUUUCUGGAUGGGAGAAUCCACUAGAAUUGGAAUUGAACAUCAAAUUUCAAAUUCUAGAGCUGCUUUCUUGUCUUGUUAUAAACUAACUUUGUGUAAGUUUUGGUUUGGAACCAUAUGUAAUUAUUAAAAUAUUGCUACUCUUUA
Corylus avellana is the source of this 679-nucleotide messenger RNA. The record is from RefSeq and is a predicted model, not a curated record. Lineage: Eukaryota; Viridiplantae; Streptophyta; Magnoliopsida; Fagales; Betulaceae.